AUCAGGGGACAAGAAACUUUAGUUGGUUCGUAGAAAGUAGUUAAACAAAAGAUAAGCACUUUUUUAUUUUAUAUUUUAAUCUCCAAUUUGAACUUUUACACACUUUCCUGGAGACUUUUUGAUUAUUUUAUUUCUUUUUGAGGACUUAACAGAUUCAGAUGAGAAUAAUGCAUUGCAGUACUACACAGAAUUAAGCCGAAUGGAUGCUUAAUUGCACCAGCUGAUAAAAUGGCUAAACAGUAUUAAACCAAGAGGAUCCAUGCUUUUAGGCUUGCGAAAAGGAAAAGGUGCAACUACCAUGGUAACACUAAUAACCGAGAAGCUUCAAAACCAAAGCCUGGAUGAUUUGACUUGCAAAACCUAUAAUAUUAAUCUGCGCUCAUCUGAGAAGCUGAACAAAACUGGCAACUUGUUCCCUUACGAAAUCAAUGAAGAGAGCCCAUGGAAUAUUAUUAACAGUGCUUGUCCAAUCAGGACUGAGUUGAACAAGAAUUCAAUAUUCCCUUUUCCGGUGUGCCCAUUCAGUGCAGGCACCACUGGAGGAUUACAUCUUAAAUGGCAAAAUGAAUCAACCAGUAAGUCCAUAGUAUCAGGGUGGAUAAGUGAACUUAACCUCAAUGAAAGCCUUGGACAGCCUCUGGCACCUCCCACAAAACGGCACUGCAGGUCAUUGUCUGAGCCAGAUGAACUGUCCCGUUGCCGCUCCCCCUGGAAACCUGGGAAUUCCAAGGUUUGGACUCCUGUAUCAAAAAGACGUUGUAAUAGUGGUGGGAGUUCCACAUUACAGCGCUGCAAUAGCCAUGUUGGUGCCACUCUGCAGAGAAGCACAAGUAUCAGUCUGCCACAAAAUGCACUGGCUCUCAACAAUAACAUCUUUACAGCUACUGCAUGCGACUUGUCUCCUGUCCCUAGGCCUUCAUCUGCCAGCAGUGGCUAUGUGGACAGCAGUGAAGGAAGCACAAGUUCUAGCAGUCGCUGGAACUCUGAAGAACCUUGUGAGUUUGAUCCAAGGAGACGCCUCUCUUUGUCUCAGGAGCAUAUUACAGAGAACGGAGACCUCUUGCCUUCAGCCAAUAGCACACCAACCUCAACUCCAGAGCUCAGGAGGCGUCAGGGCUUACUGAGAUGCCGUUCCCAGCCCUGUGUGCUAAAUGAGAGGAAAACCAGACUAAAGCGCAGACGUGACGAAGAUGUCCGAUGGCACCGGCCAUCUUUAGAUUUUUUUAAAAUGACAAGGACUUUAAAAAAUUCGAAAAGCCUUUGUUCCCUUGAUUAUGAGGAGGAUGAAGAUUCACACAUGAAGACUAUUGUGUCAUCUCCCUGUGAUUCAAGUGACAUGAUUAUGAAUAUUACUCCUGGACCUAGUCCAAUGAAGGAGUCCCUCGAGGAUGGAAGGCAUAAUGAAUCCUGCCACGUUCCCAACUCAAGAGAUUACAAGAGAGAGGCUACAUUGAGUGAAAGCGAAGAGGACAUCAGCGAUGCGGAGAGCACAGAAGGGAAUUUGUUUCCAAUAAACUGUGAUGAUUUGGAUCUUGAGCAAAUAGAAAAUAACUGAGUCACAAAGCUUUAUUAAAGUGCUUUGUCCUGACAGUGAAUGGUAGCGGUAUAUCUCCAUCUGUCUCUGAGUGCCUUCGGCAUUCGUUUAGAAGCUGUAUCAGGGGAGCUGACAAGUGGAAUAUUGUCACCUGUUUAGUUUCUUUAAAUGGACUAUAAUAUGGUUGGAGAUAGCUCUGCAAAAACCCCAAUGGAAGCAAGAUAGGCUGCAAUGCAUUGUGUAGCAUUGAUGGGGUUAGUUCUACACCUUGUAAUGUUUACAGAGGGAAACCUUGUUUGCCAAGCUAUGUUGGUGUAUAUGUUCUUGUAUGUGUUCUGCUAAAACUAGCUCUGAAAGGGCGAGUUCAGACUGGCAUUAUGCCACACACUUCAAGCAAAAUAGAAGAAAGGUCUAUUUAAAUAUUAACAGCCUUCCUUCUUGAAAUUGUGUUGGACUAAGUACGUUUACACAACUUAUGUAGCUUGGUAAACAUCUCACAUACUUUGCUAAUAGUGAAACAUUGUAGGAGUUUCAGGGGAAUAAAGAAAACAUUUAUAAUAAUAAAAAAAAAUCUAACCUAUUUUUUUGCAUUUUUAUGGCUUUUACAGUUCUAAAAAAAACAUCUCUCUAUUUUGAAAUAAAUUUUCAGAAGGGCAUUCUAUAAACUCAUCUGCGUGGUUAUAAGUUUUAUUAAAAGCUUAACAUCUUUGGUGCACACGACAACCAAAUGUGUUGGAAAACUCUAUUACGGCAAAGAUGUUAAUCGUAUAAAUAGAAUCUAGUUGGAAUCUGGUCCAAAAUACCAAAAUAACUGCUCUCCUUUUUGUAGUGGGUGGUUACAAAACUUGAGAACAUCUACAAAGGUUUUAUUUUUUUCUGUAGCUUAAGACUUUUUGAUCAAAUGUAUUAGUGACCUUAAAGGAAAAAAAGCCCAUUAUUUUACUACUUGAAUUGUUUUUCUAUCCUGAACAAAGCAAUUGUAAUUUACAUUAUGCGCAUUUUAAAGGCGCAAGUAGUUUCAUACCUUGUAGGUCAUUGCGUUUUUUCUAUUGUUCAAAAGAAUGUACAAGAGCACUUGAACUUUAGACAGGGACUUUGUAUUGAACAAUUCCACAGGAGACAACCCCUUCAAUAUUAGAAGGAAGAUUUGUCCUUGAAAUAAAAUAAUUUUGCUUUGCA
Messenger RNA from Bombina bombina (fire-bellied toad), 2713 nucleotides. RefSeq names its product family with sequence similarity 53 member A (gene FAM53A). Gene Ontology annotation, cellular component: nucleus. The coding region runs from base 260 to 1555 and encodes 431 amino acids. The transcript has 5 exons. Lineage: Eukaryota; Metazoa; Chordata; Amphibia; Anura; Bombinatoridae. The record is from RefSeq and is a predicted model, not a curated record. Gene Ontology annotation, biological process: protein import into nucleus.